CUAUAUUUCCAUUACAUUUUAAACCCUAAAAUUUCAUAAGCCCUCUCUUUCAUCGGUCUACUAGUUUCCUCAGGUCGCUCACAUUUCGAUUUUCGACCUGCUGCUCUCUCGAACCAGAUCCCCGUUAAGAUCAGUCCUCAAUCUCCUCUCUGUUUUUAUUUAUGCAUCCAAUCAAUUGAAUAUUUUUUAUGAUUUGCUUGCCGAUUAUGAAGCUUGGAGAAUUUAAUCGAAACGAUGAAUUUACUCUAAGUUCAACCACGAUUAAGAUAUUAGGUUAAUGAGAUCUAAAUCGGUGAUCAAUCAAUCAUGCUUUUUGGGGCAAUAAGAUCCAUAAUCCGACCUGUGUCAAGAACCCUAAUUUUAUCUCGCUCUAUCACAACCACUUCAUCCCCUUUAACUAAACCAUUGUUUUCUGCUGCAUACAACAAUGAGCUGCACCCCCUUUUUAGGUCAAUCCACAAGAGCCACCUGUUUUGGGGGCCCACAUCAGUAAGGGCAAUCCAAAGUCUAACAGAUACCCGUUUCCCAAAAAGAAGGCCUGUUGAUAAGCCUCGUAGGAAAAGGGCUAGCUUGAAGCCUAAAGGGCCUUAUGCUUGGGUUAAACAUGUUCCUGGUGAACCAAUUCCUGCAAAUCAACCAAAUGAAGGAAGUUUUAAACGUAGAAACGAAAAAAAGCGAAUAAAACAACGCCAUGCCUUCAUAUUGUCGGAAAAGAAGAAACGAAAGGUGCAAAUGCAAGAAGCCAACAGAAAGAAAAAGAUUGCGAGGAUAGAGAGAAAGAUGGCUGCAGUUGCAAGAGACAGGGCAUGGGCUGAAAGACUGGCUGAAUUGGAACAGAUUGAGGAAGACAAGAAAAAGGCGGCUAUGGGUACGACGGCUUGACGGCUUGAUUUGAAUGUUUGGAAGUUUCUAGAUACGUUUGAUGAUGACGUGGACAUUAGGAUCUAGAAGUGUAGCCUUUCGAGUAAUUUUCUAAAGAUUUUGUUUGGUUUAUAUCAAAUUGUUCAUUUCUAUCUUGAUUUUGGAGAAUAAGUUCACCUACUUCAAGGUUUCCGUA
Molecule: messenger RNA, 1057 nt
Organism: Lactuca sativa (garden lettuce)
Lineage: Eukaryota; Viridiplantae; Streptophyta; Magnoliopsida; Asterales; Asteraceae
Product: protein translocase subunit
Cellular component (GO): mitochondrion
Source: RefSeq, a predicted model, not a curated record